Blumeria graminis f. sp. triticale is the source of this 624-nucleotide messenger RNA. The record is from the annotation of a GenBank genome assembly. Lineage: Eukaryota; Fungi; Ascomycota; Leotiomycetes; Helotiales; Erysiphaceae.
AUGUCGGCAUCUUUGGAAGCUUCGAAACCCACGGCUACAAUCAAGACCUUCGGAAAGUCGACAAGGGAGGUUCCUCACCACAGUCAGAAGGCGAAGCAAUGGUACCCUGCUGAUGAUGAGCCUCAGCUCAAAAAGAUUCGAAAAUCUAUUCGAGCAUCAACCCCGCGCCCAAGUCUAACCCCUGGCACAAUUCUCAUUCUCCUCGCCGGGCGCUUUCGAGGAAAGCGCGUCAUUCUUCUCAAGAACUUACCACAGGGUGUCCUGCUUGUAACUGGUCCGUUUAAGGUGAAUGGCGUUCCUCUUCGACGAGUCAACGCCCGAUACGUAAUCGCCACAUCUUACAAGAUUAACCUGGCAGGCGUUGAUCAGAAGAAAAUCGACGAGGUUUCCGGCGAUAAAUACUUUGCUUUGGAGAAGGGCGAGAAGAAGAAGGGUGAAGAGGCUUUCUUCAAGCAGGGCGAAAAACCAGAAAAGAAGAAACCAUCAAGCAGCCGCGCUGCUGACCAAAAGGCUGUCGACAAGACACUCUUAGCUACUAUCAAGAAAGAGCCCUUCCUUAUAGGCUACCUAGGAAGUACCUUUAGCCUACGAAAGGGAGAUCGUCCGCACGAGAUGGCGUGGUAA